Molecule: messenger RNA, 795 nt
Organism: Effrenium voratum
Lineage: Eukaryota; Dinophyceae; Suessiales; Symbiodiniaceae
Source: the annotation of a GenBank genome assembly
AUGGACAGCGGGAUGUUGGGCCAAUGUCUCGGCGUCUUCGCCCUGAGCCUAUACAGCUUCCGCUUCCUUCAUGACAUCGGUCUCUAUCGCUGUAUCCUCUCUUGGCAGUUCACCAUCUGGUCGCUGCACGUGGCGCCGGUGGUGUCUUUGCGACUUCUAGGAGUGGAGUCUUUGGAGCUGCUUCUGGUGGCUUGGCUGGGUGUGAGCUGGGCCGCCCGGGGCUUUCACUGCUGCGGCUUCAGUCUGGGGAUGCUGGCGCUGGAGCUGGCGGCUUUCCUUGGGGAUCUGCGGGAGUGGCUGGAAGCCUUCUUCGCACUGCAGCUGGUCAUCGUCUCGGUCUUUUGGCUCGGCAUGCUGGUGGCCUGCUGCCUGGACGAUUUCACCUUCUGCCCUUUGGAUAGACACCUGCACAAGGGCUUCCGCCACUUCCUGCACUCCGCGGCGGCCAAGCGCUGCUUCCUGCACGAGUUCGCCAGCCAUUGCGUGGCGCAGCUCCUCUUCGCGGAUUUGCUGCGGCGACACCUGGGCUACACGCCGCCGCUCUGGCCGGCGCUGCUGCGCGCGCUGCCCCUGCAGGCCUUCUAUGCAGCUAUGGUCCUGUUUGCAGCCGUGGUGACUCCGCCCCACGCGCUGCCUUACAGCAUGGGCACGGUGCCGAAGAUUCUGCAGUUGCCAGUGCCUUUACCUGCUUGGCUUCGGGGUGACGGCGCUAGAGGAAGCGUGGACAAAGACAACUUCCCCUGGUGGGCGAAGAUGCCACAGAUGGAGGACCUCAAGAGGGGCAAGGAGGACUAG